AAUUAAUAACAAUUUGAUAAAAUAAAAAAUGAUAAUCUUUUGUGAGUCAACUAUAUUCAACAUUAAUGCGUUAAAAAGAAAAAAAGUACGUAUUAAAAAGUAGUCUAUGACACUUAACAGACCUUGCUGAAUUUAUUAACGUACAUUUUACGUGUUAAUUAUAUUUUAAUCGGUCAAAAACUAUGAAUUUCCAUAAGAGUCAUCAGUUUUGAGUCUUUUAUUUUAUAUUGGUAGUAGAUAAAUGUAUUAGGUAAUAUUAUAUUAAGUUGUAUUAUCCGACUUCGCCCGGAUCAAAAUUAAAAUCUUUCUAUUGUUUCAGUUGAAACUAGAAACUUCCAUAUAACGAACUUCUAUUUAACAUAAUUUUCCAUUUAACGAAAUAUUUUUGAGAACUAAACCAAAUUUAUUCAAUUCUUUUUAACAAAAUUCUUUAUAAUACGAAUUUUUUUUAUGCCCCAAAAGACUGUGGUAUGGAAGUUUUACUGUAAUUUAAUACAAACGCAAUUAGUAAUUACAAUGACUAAUUUUAUGAUUUUCCACUUCUUAAUAAUUCUGGACAUAUUUUUGACUUUUAACACAAAAACUGGAGAUGGAAUAAUGAUUCUACAUUUCUACGAAUGCUAUUAAAAGCUGACGUUCCUAUAUCUAGUGGUGGUACACAUUUUUUCCCCCGGUAAAUGUAUUAUUAUUUAUAAACGAAAAAUAAUCAAAUACUUAUGAAAUCUCAUUAUAAAAUAAUAUUUUCUGAGUUGCUGACGUACUGCCAUACUUGUGUACAAUGAACAAAACUAUUAACAAUAUCGUAGAACGUCUGGAACCUAGUGAAUACAAUAUUAUGUGAUUAUCAGAAUAUUGAAUAGUGGUGCAAAAUAUGUGCAACUGAAAUAGGUAUUUACUAUUUUAUUGUUUACUCUCUACGUUUCUUCGCCUCUGCAGUCUACGGUCAAAAAAGUUUGCGCAACAACACCGACUGGUCACCAUUAUACUACCUUUACCAUUGAUUAACAAAUGCAAUAAACGAUAAAUAUAUACAUAACCCUAUUGGCUAUUUAACCCUUAUACUAUUAUAUUAUUAUUAUCAUACUAAUCUAACUGAGAGCCUUGAUAGUUGAUACGUACAUAAAUAAUAAAUAUAAUAUACGACUAAUUAAUAUCAAGGCUCUCAGGUAACCUGUCACGCCUGUCCUACAUAGCACCUGACGUCCUGGGUUAUACAUUUUAUUUCUAUUAAUAACUUUUUAUCACGACCGAUGAUACCAAAUAAUAGCGUAUUAGCGUCCGUCUGAUGUAUAAUAUUAUUAUACACUAAUGUAAACGUAUGAUGAAUAAUAAUUUUGGGAGUUAAUCAUUAAUGUAUUAUUUUUCCCGCCAAACGUUAUUCGUUAAUCGUUGUUAUUGGAUUCUGUCCGUCAAUCUACCAUCCCGACGACCCAGCGUCCUGCAUUCCUGCAUCCAUUUCAGUGGCCAGAGACGCAUCCGUGCACAAUAUAUGUUUUCUAUGGUGUGCGUGAGGCUUGAGUGCUUGACGGAUAUUAUUAAAGAAUAAUUAAACAGUCGCCAUGUCGGAUACCGAUUCUAGCGACGUUUCUUCUACGAGCGAUGUAAAUUAUUCGGACAUCGACUUCGAUACACCGAAUACCACAGACCUGAAAUUAAGUGACAACAGUGAUGAACAAUAUGAUGAACGUCCGAUUAAGAACGCUUCAUUUGAAAGAAAUACAAACCGAGCCCUAAAAACAUACGAUCAAGAUUCACUGUCGUCGCCUUCAGAAAAUGAACUUGACGCAGUAUCGCUGUCUUCAUAUGUAACGAGUCAUGGAAAAACCUACCAGUAUGAUAAAUGUGCCGUUGUUUUGUGUAAUGCAAAUGCAAGAAACCAGUUUGAUAAAUUAUUUUUCAUCAACUUUCCCAGAGAUAAUAGAGGUCUUUGUGAAAUUUGGUGGAAAUUAUGUGGACACAAUGGAAUGUUUAAUCCUAUGUCAAAGAUAUGCUCAAUACAUUUUAAGACCGAUGAUUUUACUUCUAAUAUGGAAAGAAGAAAUGGAAAACUUUAUAAACAAACUAUAUUGAAAAACAAUUAUAUUGUACCAACUCUUUAUUUAAAACCGUAUGAGUAUACAAAGUUUACAAGGAAACGAAAAAAACGUGCUAAUGAUGCUUGCAAGUUACCCAAGAAAUUAACAUCAGUUUAUGUAUGUGUAAUUCAAGGCUGUAAGAAAACAUCUUUAAAAAAUGCAAAAAAUACAUUAUUUUUCAAAUUUCCACUUGAAAACAAGUUUCUGCUUAAAAAAUGGUUAACUAUUAUUGGAUUACCAUAUUGGAAGCCAUUAGAAACCAAUCGAAUAUGCUCUGAUCAUUUUGAAAGUUAUUACAUUACAAAGAUUGCUAAUGUUUUUCAACUUCAUAAGUUUGCAGUCCCAUCAAUAAGACCAAAAAACUUGUUUAAUCACGAAGAUUACAAUAGUAGACAGCCGAAAACACCUGUUAAUGAUAAUAUAAAACCAUGUGAUUUUAAUAAGCUAGAAUUUAAUAUUAUAGAUAAAAAUACUUUGUUAGUCAAAGAAAAAAAAAUUAAAAAAAGUAAUGAUGGAAGAACUAUUUUGUUAAAUUCAUUGGAAGAUCAAAUAGAUCAACAACUAAAAAAAUAUGACAAAAUACUUGAGACAACAACCCUUGCCAAUGCUACAGUAAUAAACAACAGUGUUAAAGAAAAACCAUUAUUAAAUUCUUCAACAAAAUGCAAUAAAACAUAUGUUCAGGACAUUUUGAAUGAUGUCAAUGAUAUCAAAGAAUUACUAUCGAAAGAGAAGAACCCUCUAAUACAACAAUCACUAAAUUCUUCAAUAAAAUCCAAUAAAUCAAAUAUUGAGGAAAUUUUGAAUGAUGUCAAUGGCAUUAAAGAAUUUCAAUCUGAAGAAAAUACUACUCAAACACAGCAAUUAUUAAAUUCCUCAACAAAAUGCAAUAAAUUAAAUGUUGAUAAUAUUUUGAAUGAUGUUAAUGACAUAAAAGAAUUUCAAUCUAAAGAGAAGACUACAUUAAGUUUAACAAAACAAUAUUUAGAAUCAUUUGAAAAAGAAAUCGCAAAAGAAAGAGAGGACAUAAAUGGAAAUAUAAAUAAUAAUGAUAUGGAUUUAGAAUAUGUCUAUUUGGAUAUAUUAAAUGAUGUAAAUAUGAAUGCAAGUGUGAUGGAAGUUCAACCUACAUGUGAUACAAACAAUAGUUUAAAAGACGAACAUAAUACAGCUGUAUUGGAAUUCGAAACAAAUAAAAAUGAUUUGAAAAAUAUGUCUGUUGAAUCAAUAAAGACAAAUUUAUUAUUUGAUGAUAAAGAAGCGAUGAAUAAAAUUUCAAAUAAUAAUGACAUAGAUUUGGAAUAUGUUUAUUUGGGUAUGUUAAAUGAUGAAAAUAUGAUUGGUGUACAAUCUUUAUAUGAUUCAAAUAUUAACGUAAAAGUGGAUGAAUGUAGUAAUACAACUGAAAUAGGAUUUGAAAUAAAUAAAAUGAAUUCGAAAAAUAUCAUUGAAGAAUCCAAAAACCAUAAAAUUGAAGAGUCCAAAAAGUACAAAAUUGUUGAAGAAACUCCAAAAUCCAUUAUUUAUGAUCGAAACUUAACAGAAUGUUAUGGUGAAAUGCUUCCACCUUAUUGCGACCCUAAUUGUCAGCUACAAUGUUAUUAUUCUAUACCUGGUCCCCAACGAAGACAAAUUUUCAAUCAAUUCAAUUUGUUGCAAAAUGUGACUGAACAGAACUGUAAAAUCACUGAAUUAGUGCAAUUGAUUAUGGUUGAAAAUGUAGAAAGUAAUUUCGAGAGAUGUCUGACAUUCCACUUAACUAUGAAUAAGGAGUCUGUGAAGGUGUGCCGAACGUUUUUUAUGAAUACAUUGGGUAUUUCUGAACAUCGUCUCGAUGCCGUUUUGAAACCAGCCAGUUACAGUUGGUUUUCUAAUAGUGAUACUGUAUUGAAAGCCAAUCAACCAAAACAAGCAAAAGUAAUUAGUGAGCAGAUAACUAUCACAGAUUUCAUGAAAGAAUCUUUAAAACUGUUGGAUAAGGACUACAAUUUAUACGAACCUGAGAGUGAUACCGAAGUUAGUCUAGAAAAUGUGUCUUUCGAAGAACAAGAAAAAGUGUUGAUGUACAUAAAAAGUAUUCCUAAGGUUUUGUCCAUACCCAAUAUUCCUGGAGACUUAAGGAAACAAAUGUUUGAAACUAGUGUUUGUGUGGCAUACAUGUAUAAAACAUAUUCUGAAAAUUACAUUAGAAACAAGAUUCCACCACCUUAUACAAAACGUCAGUUUAAACAAAUCUACAACCAGUAUAUGAAAUCCCAUUUAAAAAUGGUUUAAAUCCAAAAUGACAUAUUUUAUUAGUGUUAUAUUUAUACACAGUUUUAAGAAUUACCUAUUUAUUGUUUUGGUAUUUAUUAAUUAGUUCAUCUAUUUAAUCAUUAUUUAGUACUUAAAAUACUAAUAUUUCAUUGUUUUAAGUAAUAUACAGAAAGUAAGCCUAUAGAAUUGUAUUUUACGAUAUAUUCUUAGAAAACACUUUUUUUCAUUAUACUUCAUGACAACAAGUCUUGAUGGAAAACCAAAUACCGUUCUCCUUUUAUAUUAUUUGCUUGUAGUUAAUACUAAAUAUUGUGUACAUAAUGAUAAUCUGUAUUUGAAAAAUGAAUGUAAUAAGCUUACAUGAGUCUUUUAAAAUCUAAAGUCAUAAAUAAAAGUAAUAAUUUUAAAAAUAUAUUAUUAACAAAUCGAAAAUAGUAUACUAUUAUUAGAAUAGAAUAUACUACUAUUAAAAUAUAUUGUGAUACAUUUUUAGUUCUUCACUCUUAGAAUGACAAAUUCUAUUAAAAUAAUUUGUUAUUUGAUCACUGUAUGUUAAAUAGUAUAUCUGCAGUAAUUCAAAAUUUAAAUGCUAAUUAUAUUUAUGUAUAUAUUAUGUAUAAAAUACUAUGGCAUAAAGAAAUAUAAU
This is a messenger RNA of Metopolophium dirhodum (rose-grain aphid), 4977 nucleotides long. Its product is annotated as protein PF3D7_1417600-like. The record is from RefSeq and is a predicted model, not a curated record. Gene Ontology annotation, molecular function: sequence-specific DNA binding. The coding region runs from base 1560 to 4349 and encodes 929 amino acids. The transcript is spliced from 12 exons. Lineage: Eukaryota; Metazoa; Arthropoda; Insecta; Hemiptera; Aphididae.